Molecule: messenger RNA, 5368 nt
Organism: Cryptotermes secundus
Lineage: Eukaryota; Metazoa; Arthropoda; Insecta; Blattodea; Kalotermitidae
Product: multidrug resistance-associated protein 4-like
Exons: 2
Coding region: 100-4074 (1324 amino acids)
Biological process (GO): transmembrane transport
Cellular component (GO): membrane
Molecular function (GO): ATP hydrolysis activity; ABC-type transporter activity; ATP binding
Source: RefSeq, a predicted model, not a curated record
GGUUAAAAAACAAUGCAACAUAUAGAGAGUUUCAUUAUAAUAAUCGUUAUCUAGUUAGAAGUGCGCGGAGUCGUGUGCACCUGAAAAGGACAUAGAAUCAUGGACACGGGUAGAAAAAGGAACAACCCUAAUCCCAGAGAGGAAGCUAAUCCAAUUUCAGUGCUUCUGUUUUGGUGGACUGUUCCCUUGUUCAAGAAGGGCUAUCGCAAGGAACUUGUGGAGGAAGAUCUAUAUAACCCUCUGAAGACAGAUGCUUCUGAAUACCUGGGUGACAAGUUAGAGACGCAAUGGGAAAGACAGUUAAAAUUUACUCGUCAGUCCGGAAAGAAGAAACCGAGUCUGCUGAAAGCACUCGCAUUGACGUUUCCGUGGGAAUACACGAAACUUGGCAUUUUCCACGCGGUUAACGAUCUUGGAAUCCGACUUAUUCAACCAAUAAUUUUGGGCUGGUUUUUAGGAUAUUUCAAGCCAGAGAGUGACACUAGGAAAGAAGAUGCAUAUCUGUUUGCAGGCGCAAUAGUUCUCCUCACGAUGCUUAGCAUGUUAAUGUUCAACCAUUUCACUGUCGGAGCGUUUCAUAUCGGUAUGAGGGUUCGAGCGGCGUGCUGCUCUCUCAUCUAUAGGAAAUCUCUACGCCUAAGUCGCACUGCCCUUGGGGAAACUGCUGCUGGAAAAGUCGUCAAUCUGCUAUCUAAUGAUGUCAGUCGCUUCGACAUGGUAUCCAUAUUUUUGCAUGCUAUGUGGACUGCCCCAUUGUCAGCGGUCAUCAUUACUUAUUUUCUGUUCGUGAACGCCGGAUACUCUGGCCUUAUUGGUAUAGGCAUUGUCUUUCUAAUCGUUCCAUUGCAAUCCUACACAGGAAGACUGACGUCCAUCUAUCGAGAGCGGACGGCAAUUAGGACAGAUGAAAGAGUGAGGCUGAUGGACGAAAUUAUUUCUGGCAUUCAAGUGAUCAAGAUGUAUGUAUGGGAAAAACCUUUCGCUAAAAUGGUGAGCCUCGCUCGCAAAUCAGAGCUCAAAGAGGUAAUAAAGACAUCAUAUAUCCGCGGUUUAUUCAUGACUUUUCAAAUUACGACAACCCGCAUAGCCAUGUUCGGGACUUUGGCCGCAAUGGUACUGUUUGGAAACAAGUUAUCAGCAGACAAAGUGUUCGUGUUCCAGGCGUAUUUCACAGCAUUGGCUUUCAGCAUGUCAAUGCAGUUUGUGCGUGGCGUGGCCGAGAUCGCCGAAACUUUAGUGUCAAUCAAGCGUUUAGAGGAGUUUCUGAUGUUAGAAGAAUUUCAAGAAAACAACUCGGAAGGACAUAACGCAAUCACACGAGAGAAUGGUAAAGACGGUGUAAUUCUGAAACAUAUCACAGCUAAGUGGAUCGCCAGUGUUAAGGAUGAUACACUAAAGUGUAUAGAUCUUCGAGUUAAGCGCGGGGAACUGAUAGCAAUCAUUGGGCAGGUUGGCUCGGGGAAAAGUUCGCUAUUACAGACAAUUCUAGGUGAGCUAACGUUAUCUAGUGGCUUUAUUAAUAUAAACGGUAAGAUAUCUUACGCAUGUCAGGAACCUUGGGUAUUUGCGUCUACUAUCCGACAAAACAUUGUGUUCGGACGUACUUUUGACAGCAAACGAUAUAACGAAGUAAUUCGUGUUUGUGCACUGGAGAGAGAUUUCAAACAGUUUCCAUACGGCGACCUCACUUUCGUAGGCGAGAGAGGGUCUUCUUUGUCCGGAGGACAGAAGGCACGGAUCAAUCUUGCCAGAGCAAUAUACAACGAAGCUGACGUUUACCUGUUAGACGACCCACUCUCCGCUGUAGAUACGCACGUGGGGAAACAUCUGUUCAACGACUGUAUCACUUCAUAUCUGGCAAAUAAAACUCGUAUAUUGGUCACUCAUCAGCUUCAGUAUCUGCGAGACGCUAAUCAUAUCGUCAUUAUCAACGAUGGUGCUAUUGAAGUGCAGGGUUCUUUUCAAGAGUUACUGGGGAGCCAAGUGGACUUCGCUCAGCUCCUGGGUUUGGACGAAUCCGCUGAUCUUGCUGUUGAAGAUAAACCGGAGUCAGAACGAAUGGUGGGUGGGCCAAUAAGUAAUUUGCUGAGGCAGAUAUCACGAGCGUCAAUCAGGAGCAAAUCGUCGAAUAAAACAGUAAGAGAGAAGGACAAUGAAGAAACAGAAGCGCCAGUCAAUGUCGAGGCUUCAACAAAAGGAACGUUAAAGCACUCUGUGUAUAUUGAGUAUUUCCGAUCUGGUGCAAAUAUGUGUGUGGUGUCUGUUAUUGGAGUUAUGUUUUUACUUGCACAAACUGCUGCAAGUGCCGUAGAUUGGUGGAUGGCUUACUGGGUAACACAAGAGGAACUUCGAACACUUUACGAGAGAGAAAUUUCUUUGGUGACACACACAAUGGGUGAUAAUUCAACAUUUGGACGUGAACAUCAUAGCAGUUUGCAAGAAAUGCUUAGUACGUACACUUACCUAUAUAUAUACACAGGCAUCGUGACGACACUUUUUAUCAUCACUAUCACCCGUUCUUUCAUUUUCUAUACGUUCUGCAUGCGCUGUUCCUCCAUUCUUCACAAUUCAAUGUUCAGCAGCAUUAUCCAUACCAGUAUGCGGUUUUUUGAUACUAACCCUUCAGGUAGAAUCAUGAACAGGUUUUCAAAGGAUAUGGGUUCAGUUGACGAACUUCUGCCCAAAGCAAUUAUGGACGCUUCUCAAAUAAUUUUGAUGAUGGCAGGUAGUUUAGUAGUUGCAGUUUCUGUUAAUCUAUUUUUUUUAAUUCUGAUUGUCGUCAUGGGCUUGUUUUUCUGGUUCAUCCGUAAAAUCUAUUUGAAAACUUCCAAGAAUGUGAAACGUCUUGAAGGUAUCACAAAGAGUCCGGUCUUCACACAUCUAAACGCCACUCUGCAAGGUCUGACUACGAUCAGAGCUUAUGGCGCACAGAAUAUUUUGCGCAGCGAGUUCGACAGACAUCAAGAUUUGCACUCAUCUGCGUGGUACAUGUUCAUUACUACUAGCCAGGCCUUCGGGUUCUCUUUGGAUCUUAUGUGCCUUAUUUUCAUAGCUCUAGUCACCUUCAGUUUCCUGUUAGUUGAGGACACACUUGGUGGUAACGUGGGGCUCGCGAUCACUCAGUCUUUGGCUCUGGUAGGCAUGAUGCAGUGGGGAAUGCGUCAGUCGGCUGAAGUGGCAAAUCAGAUGAUGUCGGUUGAACGUGUUGUUAGCUAUAAAUACAUUCCAGAAGAACCCCUCCUUGAAACACCUCAGGGUACAAACAUCCCCAGAGGAUGGCCUUCUGAAGGGAGAAUAGAAUUCGAGAAGUUGUACCUACGGUACGGAGAAAGUGGCGAGCCUUCUGCAAUAAAAAAUCUCAACAUCACUAUUCAGUCCAAGGAAAAAGUGGGAGUCGUUGGAAGAACGGGUGCAGGAAAGUCUUCGCUAAUAGCCGCGCUCUUCCGUCUCGCAAAUGUAGAGGGUACUAUCAGGAUUGACGGGCUCGAUACGGCAACGGUAGGUCUUCACCAAUUGCGUAAACACAUAUCCAUUAUUCCACAGGACCCAGUUCUCUUCUCAGGGACUCUCCGUCGAAAUAUCGAUCCUUUUGACAUGUAUCCUGAUUAUAUGUUAUGGCGAGCACUUGAUGAUGUAGAGUUGAAGGAUUCGAUAAACGACCCUCUCGGACUGGACAUGCAUGUAGCAGAACGUGGCAGUAAUUUUAGCGUCGGUCAGAGACAACUAGUGUGUCUGGCUCGAGCCAUCCUCCGCAGUAACAAAAUCCUCAUGUUGGACGAAGCGACGGCGAAUGUGGAUCCACAAACCGACUCACUGAUCCAGAGAACUAUUCGCACUAAAUUCGCUGACUGUACAGUGCUGACUGUGGCUCACCGCCUCAACACCAUCAUGGACUCUGACAAGGUUCUGGUCAUGGCAUUUGGAACUAUGGUGGAAUUCGACCAUCCCCAUAUCCUCCUACAGAACGAAGAAGGCCACUUCUAUAGCAUGGUUCAAGAGACGGGACACAUAAUGGCUGAGCAACUAUCUCGAAUAGCAGAAGAGUGCUACCACACUAAAAAGAAAGAGACUUGAUGCACAGCACACUUUUAUGGAAAUAACUAUAUUUAUAUACAAAGAGAGGUCAGCAAUGGAAUCAUACAACCAGUGAGUUUUAAAUUAUUUAUGAAGUUACUUGCAGAAUGCAAGGAUAUUUUCUCUUUUGAAGACUGAUGAAACAGUGAGACAGUGACGAAGCGUAGUGCUAUUAUAUUACUGUAGCGUAUUACUUCAGUAAUACCGACAAACAAACCCGAACUCAAACUUCACAAACGGUCGCUUCCAACGAAAAUACUGGCUGAAAUCCUCUUGUAAUUAACUGCAGAUGCGUUAUGUAGAGAAACGUAGAACGAGUGUGUUGAAGAGUAUAGACUUCUGGGAUGUGACAACGUUAAUCCGGCAGAAGUUCCCGAAACGCUAGUGAACUUUUACCGGACUAUACGGCGUUACAUCACAGUUAUGUGAACGUCAAAUCUAACACGAGUAUGUCAAUACAAAAGAGCUGGUUGUUACAAGGGAAGAUGCCUUACUCGUUCAGAAUGCGGUUUUCUGGUAGAUAGGGCCUAAAGUUUUGGAGAGGGUGCAGUCCCCACGUUUUCUUUGGAAGUCUGCCAUAAAGAUGGAGGCAGCAAGUGCCUCCUAAACGUUGGUACCUGUCACCAUUGUAUAUGACCCCAGAAAACCAUAAUCUGAAUAAUUUCGGCAGUGAAAGUUUCAAAUCUCAUGUGAUAUUCAUGUGGCAGGAGUACUUGCUACAAUUACCAGCUUACUGGGGGUUUCUUCAAUCCUCACACAAAAUUUCGAUGAUAAAAAUAAAGAAUCCUGGCAAUAGAACCAGGGGUUUUCUGUAAUAUACUUUAAAAGCAUAUUUUGGCUUACAUUUUAAAAAGAAUUGAUGAUGGAGGGUAAGGGUGACAAGUCCAGUUGUGGCCACAUGGAUAAAAGUAUGAUUUGCUAAAUAUAAAGUACAGAAGUAAUUACAGGUAAUUUCAUAUAAUGCAAGACCACAUAUUUUCUCUUAUAAGUGCUUUAAUUGCUAAUUGAGGUUCUAUAACCGAUAUAAGGAUGAGGCCAUUUAUGCUGGUCAUGCAAAUAUACAGAAUACCAGGCAUGUCCUAAUGUUCUAUUUUUAGUUCUAAACCCAUAUUUCAAGAGCUACAACAAAGAUUUGUUAUUGACAUGACUAAGGCUUUUGGCCAUAAUGACAUAGUUCCUGUGGCAAUAUUUGUGAAUUUGUAUUACAAUUAAUUUUUGCGGCAGUUUAGAAUUAGCGCCAAAUGUCACAAUAAAUGCUGCCACGACGAAGCAGGUUAAUUAUUUUUAAUAAAAG